Molecule: messenger RNA, 1437 nt
Organism: Papilio polytes (common Mormon)
Lineage: Eukaryota; Metazoa; Arthropoda; Insecta; Lepidoptera; Papilionidae
Product: facilitated trehalose transporter Tret1-like
Exons: 8
Coding region: 1-1419 (472 amino acids)
Biological process (GO): transmembrane transport
Cellular component (GO): membrane
Molecular function (GO): transmembrane transporter activity
Source: RefSeq, a predicted model, not a curated record
AUGUCGAUAUUCUAUCAAGUUGCAGCGACGGGCGUUGUAAGUUAUCUCUGUUUAUCAAUGGGGAUAAUGUACACCUGGCCAUCUUCCACACUCGUUCUAUUCUCUUCUGCGAACACGACGCUCAACCGGCCCAUGACAGAGACGGAGAUAGCACUCCUAGGAAGCCUAUCAUCCAUCAGCGCGCUGGUCAGCACGCCGUUCUCCAGUUACAUCCUUGAUACGAUAGGCAGGAAAUAUUGCUGUCUAAUAUUUUCAUUGCUUCAAGUGGUAUCAUGGCUACUCGUUUCCUUUUUUUACACCGUCGAAGUGGUCCUAACAUCAGUGAUCAUAUCUGGGUUUUGUUGCUGUGCAACAUUGGCUGUACCUAUUUACGUCAAUGAGGUUUGCGAGGACUCGAUACGAGGCAGUAUGUGUUCCGGCGCUAUGGUCUUCUAUGGUUUAGGGAUGCUGGUAUCUUACCUAAUGGGAGGAUAUAUGAGUUAUGACGCUAUGAACUACGCUUGCUUGGCUAUAACUAUACUGGGAGUUGUACUGCUAUUAUUUUUAAAGGAUUCGCCUACUUAUUUAUUGAGUAAAGGACGUGAUAAGGAGGCAGCUCAAGCCAUUGCUUUCUAUAGAGGAACGAAGGUAACCUCCAAAACUGUUGAAGAGGAACUACAGGCGUUGAGAAUGACUUUAAACGCAGCGUUAGAUGAUGACGUUUCGACACCCGAGGAAGAAAAGUUAAACGCAGACCUCAAAGAAAGACCAAAGGAAUCAAUAUGGAGUUUUCUAAAGAAGUCUCGGUCAACUCGUCGUGCGUUAUUUGUACUGAUAGUCCUGUAUACGACAUCCAUCUUCCAAGGCUUGAUGGUAGUGCAAGUGUAUGCUGAACCAUUAUUCGCGGAGGCUAUACCGACCAUGUCACCAACAAUCUGCAGUGUUAUUUUUGCCGUUGUUAUGGUUGUCGCUGGAUUUUUUGCCGCGUAUCUUGUUGAAACGGCGGGAAGAAGGCCACUAAUGCUGUACGCGACAUUCGGCUCUGGUAUUUGUUGCAUUCUACUAGGCACUCAGAUCCACCUGCACUGGGGUCCGCAUUGGUUAACCGCGUGCAUCAUUUACGUGUAUGGAGUGGUGUAUUCCUGUGGAGCUGGGACUGUGCCGUUUGUGAUGGGCGCUGAGAUAUUCUUACCCGAGAUACGCAGUUUUGCAUCGAUGUUAUCAGUGGAGUGGUCUCUCUUAUGUGGAUUUGUGGUCCUCUUUUUAUUCAAUCCGUUAGUAACGGCGAUAGGAUUAGGUCCUAUUUUCUACAUAUUUUCUGUGGUCUGCUUUGUAUCUACGAUAUUCUGUUACUUCUGUCUACCGGAGACUAAAGGAUUGUCCGUCGAUGCGAUACAAUUGUUAUUUGCUAAACCACGUCGACGUAAUUUAACGGCCUAGUUUUUUUAAUAAAUUAUG